Messenger RNA from Scylla paramamosain (green mud crab), 4868 nucleotides. RefSeq lists its product as uncharacterized. Gene Ontology annotation, molecular function: protein binding. Gene Ontology annotation, cellular component: plasma membrane. Lineage: Eukaryota; Metazoa; Arthropoda; Malacostraca; Decapoda; Portunidae. The record is from RefSeq and is a predicted model, not a curated record.
ACUCAUUACUCACGAUGUUACUGCCACUGGUGCUGUGAUGCUGAGGCGCCCAACCCACACCUUGCCGCGCCCUUCCCUCCCCUUCCCUGCCCUGCCCUGCCGAGCCAUAACCUGCAAUACCCUGCCUGUCCACGCCCCCUAUAACAACAGGGAGACAUGAGCGCUAUGGACUGCUUAGCGCAACCCCGCACCACAACCACCACCACCACCACCGCCAACAGAAGACCUUCCCGCAGCAGGCAUUUAGCGCACAGCCUCGUCUACCUCCUCCUGGGCACAACUAUCGCCAGAGCGCAGUGUCCGUGGCCCCGUGAAGUAGUAGAGCUAAACGGGUCUUGCCUAUGUGCUUAUAACCUUAGGAAUGAGCUGUCUAUUCAGUGCACGUCUGUUAAUUUUACGCUUCUCAUGACGGUGCUACAUCAAAGAGCCGCUAGUGUACCGUUGGACUUGCUGUAUGUAAAUGGUACACGUAUUAGUGCCCUUAAUGAUCGCACUUUUGAUGGUCUCAGCGUGGAGAAUAUUCAGUUCUCCUCCUGCGGAAUUUACAACAUUAGCGACGGGGCGUUUAGAGGAUUGGAAGAUAAAUUGAAGAAUCUAAACUUACAAGAUAACAGGAUCUCGGAGGUGCCCACUGCCGCUCUUUCUAACUUACGAAGGUUAAAACUGCUGGAUCUAUCUGGGAACCUCCUUACGAAUAUUCCCAAAGAUGCCUUCAAGGGGCUUAGGCUGUCCACGCUCAAGCUGGCGGAAAACGACUUGGUGCUGUCCGAGGGCGCCUUUGCUGGCCUGGAAUCGACCUUGAAGAACUUGAACCUGAAGGAGACGAAUCAAAAGACAAUACCGAAGGCCAUUAUUAACCUUCCUGUCCUCGCCUUCCUCGACAUUGCGCAGAACGAGAUACGCAGUCUGGAGAAAGGCAUUUUGAGGAAUCUACACUCUCUGACGGCGCUCAACCUGGAGAGGAACAUUCUGCAGAGCCUGGUACCGGAGGACUUCACUGGGAUUAACGACACUCUCUCCUCUCUCUCCCUGCUCAACAAUCUCAUCACCGGCUUUCCUGUGCGGGCCUUCAAUACUCUCUCCGAACUAAGGGUCCUGGAUAUCGGCUUCAACCUCAUCCCUGAGAUCCCAGUGGAAGGCUUCAGAGGCAUCAAGUCCCUAACACUCUUGGCUCUGGAUGGCAACCCCUUAACCAUUGUCCCUGAGUCAGCCUUUGCCCACCUUACAUCCUCUCUAAGGGGCCUGUCGCUGGGUGGUCGUUUCCUGAAGUGUGACUGUCGCAUGGCGUGGGUGCCCAGGUGGAUCACAGACUAUGACCUCCAGGUGACCUCUCGUGAGCGCAACCCUCAGUUCUGUGGCCAGCCUCCUGAGCACCGAGACAAGUCUUUCUACCAACUCAAUGAGGCAGAGAUGACAUGCGAAGACGGCUCCUCCCCGGCCUUCUCCCUUCCACCCCCUGCCUCCACCACCUCUCCUCCCAAGACAUCCACCUCCUCCUCCUCAUCCACAUCUAUUUCCUCUACUUCUGCAACCAAACGGGCCACCACCACCACCACCACCACCACCGCCAUUACGACUACCACAACCACUACUGCUAAACCUGAGGCAGCAUCAUUCCGACCCGGCGAGGUGCUCCAUGCUGGGUCAAGUGGCACAGGUCACGUAGGGUCAGUACAGCGCGGCCCUGGAGGGGAGGCACCAAGACGAGGAGGAGGAAGAGGAGGGGGAGGGAGACAAGGAAAUGAUAUCCCUCCUCCACCACCCACUCGAUCACAGCAACGCCCUGCCACUGUUCUUGAGAGGCCAGCCAAUCAACCUGUGCCUUCCUCCCCCUCAAGACCCAACCUGGUACUAAGAAACAAGGAGCAGGAUGACCAUGAUGACAGGUUCUUUGGCCAGGCUUCAGGACCCUAUGUAGAGGAGGUCAUUGUGCAGGAUGCUUACAGGAAGGAGAACUCCGUCAUCAUCCAGUGGGACUCCGAGGUGUCCAACAUCCUAGGCUUCAGGGUUGUGUACAGACUCUUUGGGGACAAGACAUUCAAGCUUGGACCACCUCUAGCUGCCUCAGAGCGAGAGUUCAAGAUCAAGAAUGUCCCCACGCAGGAGUGUAUCGUGGUGUGUGUUGUGUCCCUGGAAGACACCAACGUGACCCCUGACAGCGUUCAAAACUCCCAGUGUCGAGAAAUUCGCACAGAGACCUCAGCAGCAAUGCACAUGGACACAAUCAUCAUAGCAGCGUCAGCAGCAAUCUGUGGCACGGUCAUCAUUGCAGUCGUCGUUUUCAUCUGCUGCAACAGGAAACGCAGCAGGACUCAAGGGGAGAAGCAUGGCAUUCCUUCAGUCCUCGGUGCAUCCUCGCCUCCCUUGGCCUCCCUUGGGACCUUAGGUGCAGGUGUUGGGGGCACAGGAGGAAAGCCAGACUGGGACACCCUCUCCAUGUACUCUCAGAGGUCCAUCCCACGUGCCAGGAUGUACCAUAUGGAUAAAGGCUCAGUAAAUAAUGGAUUUGUGCCUGAUGAUGCACGGUCCCACUUCUCCCAUGCCUCGUCCAGACACAUCCCCCGUGCACGCUCCAUGGCAGAUGGACAGAGCCAGAGGUCUUACUCAGCUCUCAGUGCCUCCAAUCUUCGUGCACCAAGCUUCUCUGCAGGCUUGGGACUCUCCAGACAAGACCUCAGCCUGUCUCGCCAGUCCCUCGCCACCACACACUUCAGCGGCUCAGCCUUUGGACCGAUAGCAGUGAAUCCCAAUGCCACCCCAUAUGCUCUAGGAGGGCCAGGAUCUACUGUGGGCAUGCCUCGGGUCACCUCCCAGCGUGGGGACAGGAGGCGACACCGUUCCAAGUCUCGGGAACGGUCCAGCUCUCGCCUCAGCCAUGCCGGAUCCACACACUCACUGACAGGUUAUGACACUGAUGGCUGGACGGACCAUGACAUGGACAUUUAUGUGGCCAGGAACCCUACACGGGGUGGCCUGGUCCAGCUGUAAUAGUCACGGACACCAGUGGCACUUCAGCAUACUUCUGCAAUGCUUAGAGGUCAUGGGAAUCCUUCAAGUCAUUCCUUUCCCCUCGAUGCUGCAAGAAUCUUCAGUGAAAAAUUAAAUGAAACAGAAUCUUUCAUAUACAUUCCCAGGGUAUUUGUCCCUUCUCUCGAAGUUUAUCUUGCUUUUCUCCUCAGUCUCCCACCACCUUAUCCUCUCCCUCCAGGUGUCAGUCUUAAGGUAUCGUCUUUUCUUCCAAACCUUCAACCCAUAUGGAGUUCUUCUAUGUUGGUAUGUUGUCAUCAGUUGGUGGUGAUGAAGUUAUACUUGUUGUGAGGGUUAAUUUGGAAAUGCUCUUAACUGUUUCAGUCAUCUGGAGAUUGAACAGAAGAAAAUAAGGGAAGCUACAAGAAGCUGCCAGACCUGCAUGUGGCAGUCCCUGUAUUGGCUGAGGCAGUGAGGAGGCUGUAGGUGUCAUGUUUGGGUCAUUAUAAAGUUAAUUCUAUUUUCUUUGCUUCUGGUGAGGGCAUGGUGUUAGUGGUAGUAGUGGUGGUGUGGCGGUCACCCUUUGUAGUGGUGGUGGUGGAGGUGUUGAGGGUAGUCUGAGGGUCAUUGUUCAGGUCACCGCCUCACCACCACACAGCCAGGCCCUGAUCCAUCCUGUACAGUACAUAUAUGUACUUCUCAUCUUUCCAAGGAUAUUCUGAGAUAGAGGGAGGGAUUUAUGGUAAAAUUAAUUUUUAUUGAUUAUUUUCCUUAUUCUUUUUUUGUGAAUGAGAUGAUGAAUGAAUAAAUAAUUUAAUAUUCAUACAAUGAUACCUUCAUCUCAUCAUUAUUAGCUAUGUUUUUUGUUUAUACAAGUUUAUUUGGCUAAAACAUUUUCAGUGAAGAGUGCAGUGCAGUGGUAAUUAUUAUUGUGGCCCCAUGCACCAACAUGAUGAGUCAGUGUAAAUAGAACAUUGAUUUUAUUUAAACCAUGUUAGUCAGACAGAAGAUAUUUGGAGAAAUGGAAAUAUCUAUGCAUCUUUUUUGUGAGAAAUGCAAGCAGUCUUCUAUCAUGAGAAACUGAGGAGGUGACUGCUCUUCAUCACCCUCCUGAAUGGUGGUGAGCAGUGAUGUGGGCUGUGUAGUGCAGUGACUUAAACUGAACAGGCCAGCCAUCUCCUCUCUAGUCACACAGGACAAAGUGUGAUGUGAUGUGGUGUGAGAUGUCUUGGCAGUUUGGGUGUCACUUAGACAACCAGAUGACUCAUAUUCAGAGCUGGACAAAGAUUUGAUAGUUAAGUCGUGACUUUGUGUAGAAAUUGUGUAACUUUGUGUGUGUGUGUGUGUGUGUGUGUGUGUGUUGGCAGUGACUACUUGCUCACUGUGCUUGCUGCUUCUCCCUCAGAUUAAUUUUCAUUAUUAUAUCAAAAUGUAUUUUCUUGUUUGUUCAAUGUUAAAUGCCCAAAUAAGCUAAUGAUACUAAUUCAUAAGUUUUAUAAUUUAUUCUAAACCAUGUAGUCUACUUACUUCUUAUCGUGAAAAGAGGAAGAACUCUACAAAAUAUAAUUCCUCUAAAUGAGUAAAUGAGUGAAGUGGUAAUCCCUUCCUCUGAAUCUUUAUACCUGCAGUGGGACAAGGCAUGAAGUUUUGCCUUGACUACCCACACUCUUCUUGUAAGUGGAGCUUUGUGUGGAAUAUUCUGAUAUUCUAAAUAGCAACUCAUUAUAAACCUUCAUCAUUGAGCAUUUAAGGUACUCCUGUCAAUAUAACGUGUAUAUAUGAAUAGAAAGAGUUUGUCAUGAUACUGAUGUUAUGAACUUUAUGCCAAGUGUCUGAUAAUGGCUUGAUGUCAACUGCUAAUGUCUUUGUUCAUUUUUGUAAAAAUAAACAUUAAAAAUAUG